AUGUCGGUGGAGCAGGCUGUGUCUCUGAAUGCGAGUAUAUACAACAAGACACGGAAGCAGAUGGUGAAGCUUGGCCCAGGGCAACUCCAGCUUCAAAAGUACCAGCCCCUCCUGCAGGAGCAGUUGAAAGUGAGCACUGCAGUCAGUGAUCCAAAUGCCCAAGGGCCAAGUGAGUCAUGGAAUGACGAAUUGGUGGAAUGGGAGAUGGACUGGACAUACAACUUCUUCCUGCAAAAAGCAGCUCAAUGGGAUAAACAUAUGAGGGAGUCAUUGGAGAACCAGCUUUGGGGUCAUACAUGUUAUGUGGCAAGACAAUCUCGAAUGGUCUCAUUACUUGCACAGGAUGCACAGGCCGCUUUUCAGGAUCUUACAAAGAUGCCAAUAGAUACCGCAGAUGAAUAA
Molecule: messenger RNA, 402 nt
Organism: Suillus paluster
Lineage: Eukaryota; Fungi; Basidiomycota; Agaricomycetes; Boletales; Suillaceae
Exons: 3
Coding region: 1-402 (133 amino acids)
Source: RefSeq, a predicted model, not a curated record